Molecule: messenger RNA, 726 nt
Organism: Manihot esculenta (cassava)
Lineage: Eukaryota; Viridiplantae; Streptophyta; Magnoliopsida; Malpighiales; Euphorbiaceae
Product: 30S ribosomal protein S17
Exons: 3
Coding region: 114-428 (104 amino acids)
Biological process (GO): translation
Cellular component (GO): ribosome
Molecular function (GO): structural constituent of ribosome
Source: RefSeq, a predicted model, not a curated record
AUCAAAACGGUGCAUUUUCACUCAAAGUUCAGGAAGUUUUAGGCUUUUGCCUUUUCCCUAGUGUGAGCCCCUGAAACUAUAGGAUUUUGGUUUGGAUUUUGAAGUAGGGGAGGAUGAAGUCGGUGGUGGGGAUGGUGGUGUCUAAUAAGAUGCAGAAGUCCGUGGUGGUGGCCGUCGACAGGCUCUUCCACAACAAGCUCUACAACCGUUACGUCAAGCGCACCUCCAAGUUCAUGGCCCACGACGAGCAUGACCUUUGUAACAUUGGCGAUCGAGUUAGAUUGGAUCCUUCUAGGCCCUUAAGCAAGCGGAAGCAUUGGGUUGUUGCUGAAAUUUUGAAGAAAGCACGUAUUUAUGUGCCACCAUCAGCUGAUAGCUCUGUGAGUUUAGAUGGCAAAACUGAAGCACAAACUUCUACAGCCUCUUGAGCUUAGAUCAAAAUCAAUGUACCUUCUGGGUGAUAUAUAAUUCAUUGAAGAGAUCUAACUCAGCUCCCAAAAAGAGUUGCUUUGAAUGAGGCAUUCAAGAUGGUUGUUUGUUUACCAAUUCAGUAUGCUAUUCUGUUUAAACAAUAGCUAGAACUUUCGUGUUCUGUCUCUCCUCUCCCUUGUCCCAAUAGCACAAGUAUUCCCAAGUUCUCUUAAAAUUGUAUUUUUAGAAUAAUCAACGUAAUUCUGCAAAUUUAAUCACUUGUUGCGACUUAAAUUAAAAGUCGUUGAAUUAGUA